UUUCUCCUCCCUCCCUCUCUCUCCCCCUCUCACCUUCCAGCAGUGCAUGCCUGGCAUCGAACACAGAGGAGCAGUGCAAGGUGGACACACACUCCAGGACAGACAGACGCACACCAUCCCUCACACACCCUCACGCACAGACACUGUCAGUGGCUUCAGCUGAGGACCGGAGGAACACACCAGUUCCAGAGCAGAGGACUUGUGGAUGGAUGGAUUUACAAAACCACUUGUGUUUUUCUUGAAGGAGUGAGAGAGGAGAGGAGGAGACAGACAGACAGACAGACAGGGCUGGCCCAGUGCUGCUGUGCUGUCUGGAGCUUGUUGACCCAGCAGUGACUGGCUCUGCUCCCAGGACAGGCAGCAUGCUGACAGCUGGUGCUCGGACCCCCCUGGGAGACUGACCCAUCAUGUCUACAUGGAGCCCCCCUCCCAGCCUCCCUGCCCAGCCCAGCGCCUCCUCCCUCUGCCUGGGCUGGGUCUCCCUGCUCCUGCUGCUUCCAGCCUCCACCCUUGGGCUCUGCCUAGGCUCCCCGGGCCCCCUCGCCCCCCCGGGCCCUCUGGCCAGGGCCGGCUGCUCGUCCUGGCUGCUGGACCGACGGGUUAGUGAGAAGGUUAGUGAGAGGGUUAGUGACAAGGUUAGUGAGAGGGUUAGUGACAAGGUUAGUGAGAGGGUUAGUGACAAGGUUAGUGAGAGGGUUAGUGACAAGGUUAGUGAGAAGGUUAGUGAGAGGGUUAGGGUAAGACGGCCGCGCAGCUACAACCACCUGGAGGGCGACGUGAGGCUCCGGAGACUCUACUCUGCAAACAGGUUCUUCCUCUGCAUCGACAAGGCCGGCAAGGUGGACGGAACACGCCGGAAAAACUAUGCAGAGAGUCUGCUGGAGAUCCGCUCGGUCAAAGUCGGGGUUGUGGCCAUCAAAUCUGUCAGCACCGGUCUGUACCUGGCCAUGUCCAAGAAAGGAACUCUCUUCGGCUCGGCGAAGUACAGCCCCAGCUGUAAGUUUAAGGAGCGGAUCGAGGAGAACGGUUACAACACCUAUGCCUCAGUCCGCUGGAAACAUGGCGGCCGGCAGAUGUUUGUGUCUCUGAACGGCCGGGGGAAACCGCGGCGAGGCCACAAGGCCCGCAGGAGACACCCCUCCACCCACUUCCUCCCCAUGCUGCCUUCCUAGCUACGCCCCCUGCGCUGCUAUUGGUCAGCCCUCACACCCAGGCCUGCCCACCUGUGUUGUGGAUGUACAGUGAUGUUCAUAUACUGCCGCCUGCCUCUCUCUCCAGACCUCCCACUCUCUGGAACACCUGACCCCUGACCCCUCAACUCCACCCUGACUCUGACCCUACGGGGUGGGGUUCUCCAUGCUGGUCUGACCCCUGACCCAUCAGCACCCUGACACCAGGGGGUAAUCCCCCUGCCCCCACAAUCUCCCACCCUUCCACCCUCGUCCUCUACCCCCCCAGUUCCCCAGUCUUCAG
Molecule: messenger RNA, 1473 nt
Organism: Hypomesus transpacificus
Lineage: Eukaryota; Metazoa; Chordata; Actinopteri; Osmeriformes; Osmeridae
Gene: fgf22
Product: fibroblast growth factor 22
Biological process (GO): positive regulation of gene expression; animal organ morphogenesis; cell differentiation
Cellular component (GO): cytoplasm
Molecular function (GO): growth factor activity; fibroblast growth factor receptor binding
Source: RefSeq, a predicted model, not a curated record